Molecule: messenger RNA, 1170 nt
Organism: Drosophila guanche
Lineage: Eukaryota; Metazoa; Arthropoda; Insecta; Diptera; Drosophilidae
Product: BTB/POZ domain-containing protein 9-like
Exons: 3
Coding region: 421-1155 (244 amino acids)
Biological process (GO): modulation of chemical synaptic transmission; adult locomotory behavior; circadian behavior
Molecular function (GO): protein binding
Source: RefSeq, a predicted model, not a curated record
AGGUAUGGUCAUAACACGAAGCAGGCCAUACAUACAAGGGCCUCUAACUCGAUUGACCCUACCUUGCCAUGAGUAAACUCUGGACAAAGAGCAAAUGAAGUUCUAAUUCUCCAAUUCGUUCGGCCAGCCAAACACACAACACAGAACACGAUCGACAGCCAGUGGACCAACAGUUAAUGCUGAUGCUGCAAAGGAAUUUCGAGUUGAUAACAAAAACAACAGUAAAGCUGUACACGAUAAGGCGCCAAGGAACACACAAAUAACAACAAUUAAUACGGAAUCAAUACGUCACAAAAUACCGAUGGGGACUCAAUCGAUAUAUUGUAUUGCAUUAGGAUGCUCACUUGAAAGCGAGGGAAACGACAAGCUGUGCGCAUUUAUUUGUUAAAGAAAACGUGGAUAGGAAAUAAGCAAACAAAAAUGAGCACAAACGACCACAUCGAUAGCGUGGAUAUGAGCGGACUCUGCAUGAACGAACGCUACUCGGACGUGGAGUUCUUGGUGGAGGAGCAGCGCCUGCCCGCCCACCGCUACAUUUUGGCGGAGCGCAGCGAGUACUUCCGUGCCAUGCUCUACGGGAACCUGUCUGAGUCAAAGGAGCGGGAAAUUCGAUUGGAGGUGCCAGUGAGUGCAUUUAAACUGAUCUUGGGCUAUAUUUACACCGGCAAACUGCCACUAUCCCUACUGGACGUGGAUGUCAUCAUGGAUGUGCUCGAAUUGGCCCAUCUUUACGGAUUGCUGAAUGUCGAGGCGGCCAUAAGAAAACAUCUGCAGCAGAAUCUGGCCCCCAGCAAUGUCUGCACGAUCCUAGAUGCAGCACGUCGGCACAGUAUGGACGAGCUAACCGAAGAAUGCCUUAAGUUUAUGGACCGCAAUGCGUGCAUACUGCUGGAGGAGUCAUCUUUUGAAAGGCUCUCUAAGGAAUCCCUUGGGGAAGUCCUGCAACGGAACACUUUUUGCGCUCCUGAAGUUCAAAUCUUUCAGACUGUAUGCAAAUGGAGUCUCUUCAAUCCGAGCGCGGACAUCAAGGCGGUAAUCUCAAACGUACGUCUCUCACUUAUGAGUGUCCAUGAGCUGCUGCAUGUGGUCCGGCCCACUGGCAUAUUUGAGCCGGACCAAAUAUUAGACGCCAUUGAUGAAGCUGUUAAAAAAUAAGGCCAAAUUAUUUAA